This is a messenger RNA of Aureococcus anophagefferens, 591 nucleotides long. RefSeq lists its product as hypothetical. Gene Ontology annotation, molecular function: catalytic activity; pyridoxal phosphate binding. Gene Ontology annotation, biological process: biosynthetic process. Lineage: Eukaryota; Pelagophyceae; Pelagomonadales; Pelagomonadaceae. The transcript has a single exon. The record is from RefSeq and is a predicted model, not a curated record. The annotation marks the transcript as partial.
GUGACGUCCGGCGCGUCGGGCGCGCUGGAGCUCGCCUUCGCCGUGCUGCUCUCCGCGGGCGACAACGUGCUCGUGCCGUCGCCGGGCUUCCCGCUCUACGCGACGCUCGCGGAGUCGCUCGGCGCCGAGGUCCGCUACUACGGGCUCGACUCCGCCAAGGGCUGGGACCCGGACGUCGCGGGCCUGGACGCUCUCAUCGACGGCCGCACGAAGGCCAUCGUCGUCAACUCGCCGAGCAACCCCUGCGGCGCCGUCCACAGCCUCAAGGCGCUGCGCGGUGUCGUCGCCGUCGCCGCCGCGAAUCGCCUGCCGAUCGUGUCCGACGAGAUCUACAAGGACCUCGUCUUCGAGGACGCGGAGAACUCCUGCUCCCUGGCCGACGUCGCCGUGGGCGCCUGCCCCGUGCUCGCGGUCGACGGCCUCGCGAAGACCUUCGCGGUGCCGGGCUGGCGCGUCGGCUGGAUCGUCCUGCACGACUCCGUGAACGCGCUCGGCGACGUCCGCGAGGGCCUCGCGCGCCUCGCGACGCUGAUCCUCGGCGCGUCGACGCUCGCCCAGGCGGCGAUCCCCGUGGCGUUGAGCCGCGAGCCG